Molecule: messenger RNA, 848 nt
Organism: Camponotus floridanus (Florida carpenter ant)
Lineage: Eukaryota; Metazoa; Arthropoda; Insecta; Hymenoptera; Formicidae
Product: odorant receptor 67c-like
Exons: 5
Coding region: 31-810 (259 amino acids)
Biological process (GO): sensory perception of smell; detection of chemical stimulus involved in sensory perception of smell
Cellular component (GO): plasma membrane
Molecular function (GO): odorant binding; olfactory receptor activity
Source: RefSeq, a predicted model, not a curated record
UGGGGUGGCCAGUGUGAUAUCUGUCACUAUAUGGACUAUACAUCCGAUUAUAUUGAUUUUGAAAAGAGAGAUACAUUUUAUUUCGAGGAUUACAAUUUGCCAGCAUUUUUCAGUCCCGAACCGUUUUCAGUAUACAUUCUAAUUUUGUCGACUGUCAUUAUGACAACGGGCGCUGUCUACUUGUUCUUAAGGAAAUACAGUUUGGACGUAUACAUGAUGCAUCUGGUGUUGAUGUUAACUGCACAAUAUCGAUACAUCGCGAUAAAACUGACAUUAUUAUUUCAGAAACCACAAGACGACAAUAAAAACUUUCAAAAAAAGUGUCAUCCUAUGACAGAUCAAUGGGCGGAAAAGGAACUAAGAGCGUUAUGUCAGCAUCAAAACAAUGUUUUGUUCAUAUCAAUUAUGUUAAGGAAACUUCUGUCGGUGAACUUCAGUCUAUUGUAUCUUAAUAGUGUUUUCCGCUUCUGCUUUUUAGGUAUCUUAAUGACCACAAUACCAUCUUUAACAUUCAUGGAGGGAAUCUCGAUUCUUUCAUUCGCAGCUGGUUCAAUAAUGCAAUUCUUUCUGUUAUGUUCUUCCGUCCAGACAUUAUCAGACGCGAGUACGGAAGUGACGGAUAAAGCAUUUAAUGAAGGCUGGUAUCAACUUAAAUCAUCGAUACAACGUACAUUCAUAUUACUAAUAUUGGCUAAUAAUUUGGAAUGUAAAAUUGCGGCAAUUGAUAAGUUCAAUCUGUCUCUGCCCUCAUUUAUGGCGAUUAUGAAUCAAUCAUAUUCGAUUGCUCUUCUAUUUUUAAGAGCAAAUUGAAAUAAAAAAUACAUCGCGCUGGUAAACAGAAAAUAAGA